Molecule: messenger RNA, 6479 nt
Organism: Candoia aspera
Lineage: Eukaryota; Metazoa; Chordata; Lepidosauria; Squamata; Candoiidae
Product: sodium channel protein type 3 subunit alpha
Exons: 26
Coding region: 1-6201 (2066 amino acids)
Biological process (GO): neuronal action potential; membrane depolarization during action potential; sodium ion transmembrane transport
Cellular component (GO): axon; plasma membrane; voltage-gated sodium channel complex
Molecular function (GO): voltage-gated sodium channel activity; protein binding
Source: RefSeq, a predicted model, not a curated record
AUGGCACAGACACUGCUGGUACCACCAGGACCUGACAGUUUCCGCUAUUUUACUAGAGAAUCUCUUGCAGCUAUUGAAAAACGGUGUGCAGAAGAGAAAGCAAAAAAGCCCAAGCAAGAUCAUACGGAUAAUGAUGAUGAGAACGGGCCAAAACCAAAUAGUGACUUGGAAGCAGGAAAAACACUUCCCUUUAUAUAUGGAGAUACUCCUCCUGGAAUGGUGUCUGAACCAUUGGAGGACUUGGACCCUUUCUAUAGCAAUAAAAAAACCUUCAUAGUAUUGAACAGAGGUAAGGCAAUUUUCCGAUUCAGUGCCGCAUCUGCCUUGUACAUUUUAACCCCUUUCAAUCCACUCAGAAAAAUUGCUAUUAAAGUUUUGGUACAUUCAUUAUUCAGCAUGCUUAUUAUGUGCACUAUUUUGACCAACUGUGUAUUUAUGACCAUGAGCAAUCCUCCAGAAUGGACAAAGAAUGUAGAGUACACAUUCACUGGAAUUUAUACCUUUGAAUCACUUAUAAAAAUCCUUGCAAGGGGCUUCUGUUUAGAAGCAUUUACUUUUCUUCGAGAUCCCUGGAACUGGCUUGACUUCAGUGUCAUUUUGAUGGCGUAUGUAACAGAAUUUGUAAACCUAGGCAAUGUUUCAGCUCUUCGAACUUUCAGAGUAUUGAGAGCUUUGAAAACUAUUUCUGUAAUCCCAGGUAAGAAGUGGAGUGGCUUGAUGAAGUGCCAGGCCCCUGGUAUUUCCAGCUGUUUUUUGUGUGCUGUCAUUGUGUUUGUGUGUGAACUCCCCUAUUACAGAUAUGUGACAGAGUUUGUGGACCUGGGCAAUGUCUCAGCAUUGAGAACGUUCAGAGUUCUCCGGGCAUUGAAAACAAUAUCAGUCAUUCCAGGCCUGAAGACAAUUGUAGGGGCCCUCAUUCAAUCUGUGAAGAAGCUCUCAGAUGUCAUGAUCCUGACCGUGUUUUGUCUGAGUGUAUUUGCACUAAUAGGGCUCCAACUUUUCAUGGGGAACCUGAGGCAUAAAUGCCUGAUUUGGCCACCGGACAACUCUACUUUUGAAAUAAACAUCACUUCCUACUUCAAUAGCACAAUGGGAGAAAAUGGUACCUUUGUAAAUAUGACAGUGACCACUUUUAACUGGGAGGAGUACAUUGAGGAUGAAAGUCAUUUUUAUGUUCUGGAAGGACAAAGAGAUGCCCUUCUUUGUGGUAAUAGCUCAGAUGCUGGCCAAUGUCCAGAAGGAUAUGUGUGUGUAAAAGGUGGUAGAAACCCCAACUAUGGCUACACAAGCUUUGACACCUUCAGCUGGGCCUUCUUGUCACUUUUUCGGUUGAUGACUCAGGACUACUGGGAAAAUCUUUACCAACUGACAUUACGAGCUGCUGGCAAAACAUACAUGAUCUUCUUCGUCCUGGUGAUUUUCUUGGGCUCUUUCUACCUGAUCAACUUGAUCCUGGCUGUUGUUGCCAUGGCCUAUGAAGAGCAGAAUCAAGCCACCAUGGAAGAAGCUGAGCAGAAAGAGGCUGAAUUCCAGCAGAUGCUGGAACAGCUGAAAAAACAGCAAGAAGAGGCUCAGACAACAGCAGCUGUGGCAGCAGCAUCAGUUGCAUCAAGAGAUUUCAGCGGCGUGGGUGGCUUGGGGGAGCUCUUGGAAAGUUCUUCAGAGGCAUCUAAAUUAAGCUCAAAGAGUGCCAAAGACAGAAGGAACAAAAGGAAAAAAAGAAAGCAGAAGGAGCUCUCAGAGGCAGAAGAUAAGGAAGAAGUGGAGAAGUUUCCUAAAUCUGAAUCCGAAGACAGCAUCCGAAGGGGAGGUCGCUUGUCCUAUGAAAAGAGAACUUCAACUCACCAGUCUUUGCUGAGCUUUCGCGGCUCCCUGUUUUCCCCACGGCGCAACAGCAGAACAAGUAUUUUCAGCUUCCGAGGGAGAGCAAAGGAUGUUGGGUCAGAGAAUGACUUUGCUGAUGAUGAACAUAGUACUCUUGAAGACAAUGAGAGCAGGAGAGAUUCUCUCUUUGUUCCAAACAGACAAACCAGUGAGCGUCGCAACAGUAAUACCAGUCAAACGAGCCUGUCAUCAAAGAUGGUGCCGGUGCUUCCAGCAAAUGGGAAGAUGCACAGCACAGUGGAUUGCAAUGGUGUCGUUUCCUUAAUGGGAGGACCUCCAGCACUCCCUUCACCUACUGGACAAUUUUUGCCAGAGGGUACAACAACUGAAACUGAAAUAAGAAAAAGAAGAUUAAGCUCUUAUCAGAUUUCUAUGGAACUGAUGGAAGAAUCUGCAGCAAGGCAGAGAGCCAUGAGUAUAGCCAGCAUCCUUACAAAUACCAUGGAAGAACUUGAAGAAUCCAGGCAGAAGUGUCCACCAUGCUGGUAUAGAUUUGCAAAUGUUUUCUUGAUCUGGGAUUGCUGGAGCCCUUGGUUAAAAGUAAAGCACAUUGUGAAUUUGAUAGUGAUGGAUCCAUUUGUUGAUCUUGCUAUUACUAUUUGCAUUGUUUUGAAUACACUGUUUAUGGCCAUGGAACAUUAUCCAAUGACUUCUGAUUUCUACCAAGUACUUUCAGUGGGAAACCUGGUCUUCACUGGGAUCUUCACUGCAGAGAUGAUCCUCAAAAUAAUUGCCAUGGAUCCUUAUUAUUAUUUCCAAGAAGGCUGGAAUAUUUUUGAUGGCAUCAUAGUCAGCCUGAGUUUGAUGGAGUUGGGUCUUGCAAAUGUGGAAGGACUGUCAGUCCUAAGAUCCUUCAGAUUGCUUCGUGUUUUCAAAUUAGCAAAAUCCUGGCCAACACUAAAUAUGCUGAUCAAAAUUAUUGGCAACUCUGUUGGUGCUUUGGGAAAUCUGACUUUGGUCCUGGCCAUCAUUGUCUUCAUUUUUGCUGUGGUUGGUAUGCAGCUGUUUGGUAAAAGCUACAAGGAAUGUGUGUGCAAGAUUGCAAAAGACUGUGAACUCCCUCGCUGGCACAUGAAUGAUUUUUUCCACUCCUUCUUGAUCGUGUUCCGAGUGCUUUGUGGAGAAUGGAUAGAAACCAUGUGGGACUGUAUGGAGGUUGCAGGCCAAACCAUGUGCCUUAUUGUUUUCAUGUUGGUCAUGGUGAUUGGAAACUUGGUGGUAUUGAACCUGUUUCUAGCCUUGCUCCUGAGCUCCUUCAGUUCAGACAAUCUUGCUGCUACUGAUGAUGAUAAUGAGAUGAACAAUCUCCAGAUUGCUGUGGCGAGGAUUCAGAAAGGAAUAGAUUACAUUAAGAAAAAACUGGGAGAAAUUGUCCAGAAAAGCACAGUUAGAAAACAGAAAGCUAUAGAUGAUGUCAAAGUCCUUGAAGAACUAAACCACAAGAAAGAUGUCUACAUUACCAACCAUACCGUGGUUGAAAUAACUAAGGAUGUUAAUUACCUGAGAGAUGGGAAUGGAACUACCAGUGGUGUAGGAACAGGCAGCAGUGUGGAAAAAUAUAUUAUUGAUGAAAACGAUUAUAUGUCAUUUAUAAAUAAUCCAGGCCUUACUGUGACUGUACCAAUUGCAGUUGGAGAAUCAGAUUUUGAAAAUAUAAACACAGAGGAAUUUAGCAGUGAAUCUGACGUGGAAGGAAGCAAAGAGAAGCUAAAUGCCACCAGCUCAUCUGAAGGCAGCACUGUGGACGUUGCCCUGCCAGGAGAGGGGGAGCAGGCAGAGAUUGAACCAGAAGAGGCCCUUGAGCCUGAAGCCUGUUUCACAGAAGGCUGCAUCAAAAAAUUCCCAUGUUGUCAAGUGAGUAUAGAAGAUGGCAAAGGAAAAAUCUGGUGGAAUUUUAGGAAAACCUGCUACAGCAUUGUUGAACACAACUGGUUUGAGACAUUCAUUGUAUUUAUGAUUCUUCUCAGCAGUGGUGCUCUGGCUUUUGAAGACAUAUAUAUUGAACAGCGUAAAACUAUCAAGACAAUGUUGGAAUAUGCAGAUAAGGUCUUCACCUACAUUUUCAUUCUAGAAAUGCUUUUGAAGUGGGUGGCUUAUGGCUUCCAGAUAUAUUUCACAAAUGCCUGGUGUUGGCUGGAUUUUCUAAUUGUUGAUGUUUCGUUGGUUAGUUUAGUAGCCAAUGCACUAGGCUAUUCUGAAUUAGGGGCCAUUAAAUCACUUCGAACACUAAGAGCGUUGAGGCCUUUAAGAGCUUUGUCACGAUUUGAAGGAAUGAGGGUGGUUGUUAAUGCCCUUGUUGGAGCAAUUCCCUCCAUUAUGAACGUGCUUCUGGUUUGUCUCAUAUUUUGGCUGAUCUUUAGCAUCAUGGGUGUAAAUCUCUUUGCUGGCAAGUUCUACCAUUGUGUUAAUACCACAACGGGUGAGAUGUUCAACAUCAGUGAUGUCAACAAUAAAACUGAAUGUGAUGAGCUCAUACAUCAUCAGCAAGCCCGGUGGAAAAAUGUGAAAGUUAACUUUGAUAAUGUUGGAGCUGGUUAUCUUGCUCUGCUUCAAGUUGCUACUUUUAAAGGAUGGAUGGAUAUUAUGUAUGCAGCUGUUGAUUCACGCGAUGUAGAAGAACAACCCUAUUAUGAAGACAACCUGUAUAUGUAUCUUUAUUUUGUUAUCUUCAUCAUCUUUGGAUCAUUUUUUACCUUAAACCUUUUCAUUGGUGUCAUCAUAGAUAAUUUCAAUCAGCAAAAAAAGAAGUUUGGAGGACAGGACAUUUUUAUGACAGAAGAACAGAAGAAGUAUUAUAAUGCAAUGAAAAAGUUGGGCUCUAAAAAGCCACAAAAGCCCAUACCAAGACCAGGGAAUAAAUUUCAAGGAGUAGUCUUUGAUUUUGUAACAAAACAAGCCUUUGACAUCAGUAUCAUGAUUCUUAUAUGCCUUAAUAUGGUCACUAUGAUGGUUGAAACAGAUGACCAAAGUAAAGAAAUGGAAAUUAUUUUAUCUAGGAUUAACCUGGUAUUCAUAGUUCUUUUCACUGGAGAAUGUAUACUUAAACUGAUUUCACUUCGUCAUUAUUAUUUCACCAUUGGCUGGAAUAUUUUUGAUUUUGUCGUUGUCAUUCUCUCCAUUGUAGGAAUGUUCCUUGCAGAGAUUAUUGAGAAAUACUUUGUAUCCCCCACCCUGUUCCGAGUGAUCCGACUUGCCAGGAUAGGUCGGAUCCUGCGUCUAAUCAAGGGUGCAAAAGGGAUCCGCACCCUGCUUUUUGCCUUGAUGAUGUCUCUUCCGGCCUUGUUUAACAUUGGUCUCCUCCUUUUCCUGGUCAUGUUCAUCUAUGCUAUAUUUGGAAUGUCCAACUUUGCCUACGUGAAGAGAGAAGUUGGCAUUGAUGACCUGUUCAACUUUGAAACUUUUGGCAACAGCAUGCUCUGCCUCUUUCAGAUCACCACCUCUGCUGGCUGGGAUGGCUUGCUGGCACCCAUCCUGAACAGUGGGCCUCCAGACUGUGACCCUGAGAUAGACCAUCCAGGUAGCUCAGUCAAGGGAGACUGUGGCAAUCCUUCCGUUGGCAUUUUCUUCUUUGUCAGCUACAUUAUCAUCUCAUUUUUAGUUGUAGUAAACAUGUAUAUUGCUGUCAUUUUGGAGAACUUCAGCGUUGCUACAGAAGAAAGUGCUGAACCUUUGAGUGAGGAUGACUUUGAGAUGUUCUAUGAAGUCUGGGAAAAGUUUGACCCAGAUGCAUCCCAAUUUAUAGAAUAUAGUAAACUUUCUGAUUUUGCUGCUUCACUGGAUCCCCCUCUUCUGAUUGCAAAGCCAAACAAUGUUCAACUAAUUGCGAUGGACUUGCCCAUGGUGAGCGGUGAUAGAAUUCACUGCCUUGACAUCUUGUUUGCCUUUACAAAGCGUGUUUUGGGAGAAAGCGAAGAAAUGGAUUUACUUAGAGUGCAAAUGGAAGACCGAUUCAUGGCAGCCAAUCCAUCAAAAGUUUCAUAUGAACCAAUUACCACCACAUUAAAACGAAAGCAGGAGGAGGUGUCUGCUAUCAUCAUUCAGCGGGCUUUCAGGCAUUUCCUCCUAAAACAGAAAGUUAAAAAAGUAACUUCUAUGUAUAAUAAGGAAAAAUGCAGAGAUGGUGAUGUCCUACCAAUCAAAGACGCGACCACUGAUAGGUUUAAUGGGAAUUCCAGUCCAGAGAAAACAGAUGAGAGCUCGUCUACCACCUCUCCCCCUUCCUAUGAUAGUGUUACCAAGCCAAACAAAGAGAAAUAUGAAAAGGGCAAAACAGACAGAGACUUUAAAGGUAAAGAUAUAAGGAUUAGCAAAAAGUGAAACAAAUUGUUUAUAUUAUUUGUUAUUCAACUUGUUUACAGCCUUUGAAGGAGAUGUAUCUGUCAGCAAAGCUCCACUGGAGACUUUUGCUAAACUGUCAAUGUUUAUAAAUAUAUUACAUGUAUAUCCAUGUAUAGAUAUAGACAUAUGCAGGUAUGUCUCUAUAUAGACAUGUAUGCUCUCUUUCAAGGUUAGUGCCUAUAACAAGACAGUGACCCCUUGUCACCAGACCUUAACUCUGGAAAACAGAGCAGCAGCCUAUUGCUCUCUCUGGAAAA